GCAGCAACUCAUCCGGCCCUUCCUCUUUCUCAGUCUGAUUGACCCGAUAAAUACCGCUCACCCUGGAGCUGCAGGCUGCGUGUCCGGGCAGCAGACAGACAGACAGCAUGGACCAAAGGUACCGCCAACCUGUGGCGUUUAUUCUACUGUUUGGAGCUCUGCAAUGUGUGAGUGGAUUCAAGAUCAUAGGAGGCUGGGAAGCAAAGCCCCACUCCAGACCCUACAUGGUGUCAGUGCAGCAGAAUGGGACUCAUCACUGUGGGGGGUUCCUGGUGGCUGAUCAGUGGGUGGUCAGCGCGGCACACUGCUACACAGCACAGUCCAGUCCUUACAAAGUGCUUCUUGGGGCCCAUUCUUUGAGUGACAGCGAGUCGACCAAACAGACCUUCACUGUGGCUUCCAUUCACUCUCGUCCAGACUUCAAUAUUGAAAUAAACUUUGACAAUGACAUUGCACUGCUGAAGCUGGACGGGCGCGCCUCGCUGACCCAGGCUGUUCAGAAGGUCUCGUACCAGCGAGUGAGCGGAGAUGUGCCGGAGGGGACCGUGUGCAGCACGGCUGGCUGGGGCUGGAUCAAUAACGUGGGGAUAAAUCCGGACAAACUGCAGGAGGUCAACGUGACUGUGAUCGGCCACAAGACGUGCUCCAGCCGCCGGUACUAUGGCAGCAAGAUCACGGGCAACAUGAUGUGCGCAGCGGGCCAUGGUAAAGACAGCUGCCAUGGUGAUUCUGGAGGCCCCCUCUUGUGCAAUGGGCUGGUGGAGGGCAUCACUUCCUUCGGAGGGAGUAAGUGUGGGAGACCCAUGAAACCUGGGGUGUACACCAUGAUCUCUCACUACAGGGACUGGAUCGACGCAGUGAUGAAUCAAGGGUCUAAGUACUGACCUGUGCUCCACCAACCAAUUCAAAUAGCUUGCUCCUGCGUGCACGCGAAAAAGUAAUCUUGGAACACUAUGCACGUGCCUUUCCAGUGCAUUUCCUCUGCUUUCCCACAGUGUUUACCAUGAUGUGCUACUAGACUCUGCAGUAAGAAGGCUGUCUCUGAUGUAAUAGGGUCUAUUUGAAUGAUCUCAUCUGUGGCAGAUUUUGCCAAACUAGAUCAUAGACCUGUUUUUUAAAUGUACUUCCAUUUAAUUAUGUUAUGGGAGGGGGGGGGGGGGGUAACAGAAUGCUAGCUGGAUAACAGAAUGUUAACAGGAUCACUAGUGCUAAGGUAAACUUUGUAUACACUGUUGAGAUUCACACAGUACCUUUAUGUUCCAACCACACAGGCAGGUGACUCUCAUCCUGGCUCCCUCCCGUGGCAUUCUGGGGAAUGUAGUGCCCCUGACUCCCUCUCCUCCCCCUACUCUGCCACACAAAAUAGACCCUAAUACCCCAAAACAGCCUGAAAGCAAAGAUAACAAGCAUGUUAUAUAUAAAAAAAA
Messenger RNA from Polyodon spathula (Mississippi paddlefish), 1427 nucleotides. RefSeq names its product complement factor D-like. Gene Ontology annotation, molecular function: serine-type endopeptidase activity. The record is from RefSeq and is a predicted model, not a curated record. Bases 108 to 884 code for a protein of 258 amino acids. The transcript is spliced from 5 exons. Gene Ontology annotation, biological process: proteolysis. Lineage: Eukaryota; Metazoa; Chordata; Actinopteri; Acipenseriformes; Polyodontidae.